Molecule: messenger RNA, 813 nt
Organism: Peniophora sp. CBMAI 1063
Lineage: Eukaryota; Fungi; Basidiomycota; Agaricomycetes; Russulales; Peniophoraceae
Source: the annotation of a GenBank genome assembly
AUGAACCCAUCGGAUCCGACGAUGCAAGGGGCUGUUCGGCCAGCUGUCGAGCUCGUCACGAUACAAGAGGCCGUUCAGGAGGUGCUCAGUGGGGACUCUAGCGCCUCCCGCGCGGUGCGAGAGCUCCUCAAAGAUCCCCUCUCAAUCUCGGAUCCACGUUUGCUAAAGCUUCUUGCGGAUGCUGUUGCGCAAGGCUUACGGUUCCCGCGAUCGGCAUCACCUGUCUGUAUGCAUGCGCAUGGUAUGCGCAUUGCAACCGAGCUCGAGCGCUACGGACAAGACGGCGGCCCGGACUACCUUUUCACUGCCAUGGAAGAUGUGGACCUGAGCGAAUCUGAGCCGUUCUAUUCGGCUGGCGUCAUGAUCACAUCACCCAAGUUCCGGCUCAUCCGCCGCUAUCCGCCUACAGUCUUGUUCUAUGUCAUUGUUGACAGUGCUCAUCGUGGUGUGCGUCUUUGCACCCUUGCCGUGAUCCAAUUACUGGGCUUCACGCCCGAGUAUCCAACACGCGAGAAUGCCUAUCCCGCUUGUCGAGGGUUCUAUACUGCCGGCGAAGCGUUUCAUUACUUGCACGAGGCCCUCCUCCAUCGUGGCGUCAUUGCGCAACUCCCUCGUAUCCAGACCGCGCCUACUGUCUCUGCUGUAGACCAGUCAGCGCAGACUGUCACACCAGAGACGACUCCACAAAACUCGCCGAACGGGUCCCCCAUCGCAGCAGCUGGGACUCCACUGGUUGCGUGGGGUCAUGUCGAACUUGCUCAAGAUGAGCUUGGGUAUUACGAGCGUGAUAUGAACUACUUUACGCGCGCUUAA